UUAGAAUUAUUAUAUUGAAUACCAUAGUUUGUUUUUUCUAGAAAAGAAUGAUUUAUAAGAAGUAGUGUUCAAACACAAACUAGUACUUAAACACGCGGUCUAUUAAAGAACAUAACAGCGAAUUACGAUACAAGAAAAGGCACAUAGAAACAAUACAAUUUUUAGGAAAUACUAUCCUUGAAUUGUGUAUUCCCAAACGAUCUAUGGUCAACUAUUGUGAAACUAGCUAUUGAAAAUCAAGAAAAAUGUCCUAUGAAAAAUAUCAUAGUUUUCAAGGUGUGAAAAUUUGACCAACAGGUCAAGAUGACUCAACAUUGGAAUGGACUUCGUUUGAUAUCAAGUGAUUGCAGAAAGUCGGUAAGAAGUUAUAAACUAAAUUUUUCGCUAGUUACCACUGGUCAAUAAGUUGUAUCUCAAUUCUUUGGAGUAUUGAUGAUCUCUUGCAUAAACGUGUAUCAACACCAUUCAGCUUUAUAAUUAGGUAUGGUGAAAAUAAGCUGACGAGUGUAGACAUGGUCGAAAUCUAGAGAUCAUUGUUUUAUACUUAGUUAUCUAAAAAUAGAUAAUCAGACUAGUGAAGACUAAACAAAAACCGGAAAUUUCAGGUUCAGUAAAUUAUAUGAAAAGACAAUAUUAUGAAGAAACAACUUAAGUUCCGUUAUUUUUGAAGUUAGAAGUCACUAGCUACUAUAUAAACGAAAAUUUCUAGAAAGAUCUGAAAAUUGAAUUUAGAAGAAAUGCGAAAUACUUUUACUAGAAUCCAGUAUGUACGAGUGUCAUCUUAUUUGAAACUUGUCAGAUGGAAGUGUCUGUAUCUCAGAGUUGAUAUUCAAUUAUUACAAUACGAAGGUGCUCAAUAUGAAAGGCGGGUAUAUAGUUAUAUACAUAUAUACCGUAGUGACAUGGUUAAAUUUGAUCUAACUUCACAGAAAAGCUGAAUCACUACAAUUUAAUGUUCAACUCUUCUUCAACACAC
This is a messenger RNA of Schistosoma rodhaini, 976 nucleotides long. Lineage: Eukaryota; Metazoa; Platyhelminthes; Trematoda; Strigeidida; Schistosomatidae. The record is from the annotation of a GenBank genome assembly.